Molecule: messenger RNA, 1158 nt
Organism: Spodoptera littoralis (African cotton leafworm)
Lineage: Eukaryota; Metazoa; Arthropoda; Insecta; Lepidoptera; Noctuidae
Source: the annotation of a GenBank genome assembly
AUGCAGGACUUCCUCGCCGCAGAGACUGGCGCACUCAGCGACUCACUGCGAGACGCAGAGACUGAACUCGCCAGGGUCAAUGCAGAUCUAGAACGAAGGCGCGCGGAGUGUCGUCAGUUGGUGCGCAUGUGCGAGCAGCGCCGCCAGGAGACGCUGGCGGCGGCGGCGCGCGGCCGCGGCGGCGCGCGGGCCCUCGCCGCACUCGACGCGCUCGGGCACCGCCUGGCACGCCUCACGCGCGCCGUGCGCCUCGCAUACACGCUGCCGCCCGACCAGGAGCCCACCGUCUACCACAACGAACUAUACAGUCGCAGCGACAGCGGCGAGGCGCUGUCUCCCGAGGAGGAGGCGGCGGGCGGCGGCGGCGGCGGCGGCGGCGGCCUGCUGGCCAACGUGGCGCGCGCCCUGCGCCACGCCGCGCCCGCGCCGCGGGACGAUGACCGCUCGCAUAUGUCUGACGAGAAUGACAACUCCGCCGACUUACUCGACUCCGAGACCGAGCCGUGCCUUGUUACUGAUCCUGAAUGUGCUGAAGAAUGGUGGUCAGGCGCAGAGGGUGCCGGUGCGUGGAGCGGUGACGAGUUGUCACCUGAGAGAGAUUUUUAUGCCGCCGCCGCCGCCGCCGGGGACCCGCACGCAGAGAGACUCGCCGCCGUACUACGAGAGAAAAUUGACAUCACAGAAAAGAACGUAGCAGAUGUAGUUGUGAAAAAGCUAGCCGAGUUGGACGCCAGUAAGAAUAUGAUGGACCAGUACAGGCAGUCCGUUGAUCCGCUCAAGAAGCAUCUGGUACAAGCCGAUGAGGAGGAUGAUAUAGAAGCCCUUGAGGAGGAGCUGUCUGCGUGCAGUGAGAGCGAGCGGCGCGCGCUGUACGUGUCGCUGGACGCGGCGCUGAGUGCGCUGGGCGCCGCGCCCGCGCGCUGCCCGCGCCUGGCCGCGCAGCGCGCGCGCCUCGAGCGCCUCGCCUUCGCCCUGGCCGCGCCCCCGCGCCCCCGCCCGACGCGGCGCCCGCCGCGCCCCCCGCGCCCCCGACUACGCUGGCGCCCCUGCAGAGCACAGCAUAACGCGCACACACCUCGCAUUGCUCAAUUACACGCAGAGUCGACUGACAUGCCAUUAAUCCCAUAUAGGAUAUUAGCUGUUAGUGUCAGGCUCUGA